Messenger RNA from Stereum hirsutum FP-91666 SS1, 775 nucleotides. RefSeq lists its product as uncharacterized. Bases 1 to 609 code for a protein of 202 amino acids. Gene Ontology annotation, cellular component: preribosome, large subunit precursor. Gene Ontology annotation, biological process: ribosomal large subunit assembly. The transcript has 2 exons. The record is from RefSeq and is a predicted model, not a curated record. NCBI's taxonomy places the organism in Eukaryota, Fungi, Basidiomycota, Agaricomycetes, Russulales, Stereaceae.
AUGCCUCCAGCAAAACCCGCUGCACCAUCUCGAAAACGUAACAGGAAACGCAAGCGACGUGUAGCUUCGUCGUCUUCGUCGUCUGGCGACUCUUCCGACUCUUCCUCCUCCGGCGAUGAAGCAAAAAUUACCAUAACGAAAACGGUCUCCUCCAAAAAGCCUGCGCCAACGCGACAAUCAUCGGAAUCUGCAUCCUCAUCAUCUUCCUCUUCAGAAUCUGAUGAUUCGGAUUCCGAUGUCCCACCAAUACCUCCCGCUGGACAUGCGGCCCCUACCACUGCCACAGUUAUCCCUACUCGCGUCGAGAGACGAAGAUCACCAUCGCCUACCCCACCUCCUGCACCCAUACCUUCCUUUUUGCCUGGUUUAGGAGCUCCAAAUGCGGCCGAGAAUGAGCAGGUUUUGAAGGAUAGAUUCAGGAAGUUUUGGAUGACUUCGGUGGCGGACGGAUUCAGGGAUGACUUGGAGCAGAUACGGAAGGAGCCCAAUAUGACUUCGUCGAGACUGGGUCUGCUCAUCGAUUCGUUGGCUUCGGGGGCGGAAGUGUUCAGUUCCUCGUCACGGACAGGUAAAGAUAGCGAGAUGGACGUUGUACUUGAUGGUCCCUAGGCCUGAGGUCUGUUAUUUGUAUCGAUAUGUUUGUUUUUAUGCGUGCGUCUACUCUCUGGCUCGUGUGCUAGUCUUCGCUUGUAGUCUCUAUGUCUCCAUACAGGACACGCUGCACGUCGUCCGUUCAGCAUUCGUGUCUGACCAUAAUACACCCGGGAAAGAUUUC